CAGAGAGAGAUGAAGAAGGCGCAGUGCUAGAAGAGGAGAGGAGCAGAUCUGAGAGAGUAGGAAACAACGAUCCUCUUCGAGAGAGGAAGGUGGUAGUGACAGAAUAGGAAGAACAGGUUUGAGAGGGAGGGGAAACAACUAUAGUUCAUUAUUCAUUUUCUUUACUCAAAGAACAGCAGAGAGAGGAAACGACGAAGGACUCCAGGGAAGCCAUUGUUACAGAGACCAAGCGAGCUUCUCAGUAAUGGGGGAGUUGGAGCAGCAGCAGCAGCAGCAGCAGCAGCAGCAGCCGGCGGCCGGCGUCGAAUUCAUGGAGGCCACCAGCCCUUUGGACAAGCUUAGAGAAGGAUUCCAGCACUUCAACGAGGAGAUCUACCAGAAGAAGCCGAAGCUCUUCCAGGAACUUUCACGGGGACAGAAGCCUAAGUACAUGAUCAUAGCUUGCUCCGACUCGAGGGUUUGCCCGUCCAACGUGAUGCAGCUGCAGCCCGGUGAUGCCUUCAUGGUCCGGAACAUCGCCAACAUGGUUCCGUCCUACGAUCAGGUCCGAUCGAGCGAGGUGGGAGCAGCUAUCGAGUAUGCAGUCACGCAUCUAAAGGUGCAAAACAUUGUGGUGCUUGGCCAUCGUUCAUGUGGUGGAAUAAAGGGGCUUAUGGCACUUAAAGAUGACGCCACCACCAGCAGUAGCUUUGUCGACAACUGGGUGAAAAUAGGUCUGCCGGCGAAGAAGAAGGUAAAAGAAGCCUACCCCGACCUUGGUGAAGAACUCCAACAUGCCAAAUGUGAAAUGGAAGCCGUGAAUGUAUCGCUUGGAAACCUGCUGACAUACCCCUUUGUGAAGGAACGUGUGGACAACAAGAGUCUGGCCAUCUAUGGUGGAUACUACGAUUUCCUUGAGGGGUCCCUUGAAUUCUGGGGCACCCCUGCCAAGAUCAUAUGAGCAUGACUUAUGGACUUUGGUGCUCCACCCUUCUUAAAAAAGAUGGUCUUGCUACUAGCUAGGAAGUAUUUCACAGGCUCUCUCUCUCUCUCUCUUUGAGUAUGUGAUGAAUAAUGUAUUCCAACAAGACUAUUUUGCUUAUUGCUAGUUUCUGUCAAGAACUAAUGUGAUGACAAAUUCCAGCAUUUUAUCCCCUGAUUACCAUGAAAACCAGUUU
Molecule: messenger RNA, 1157 nt
Organism: Nymphaea colorata (pocket water lily)
Lineage: Eukaryota; Viridiplantae; Streptophyta; Magnoliopsida; Nymphaeales; Nymphaeaceae
Product: carbonic anhydrase 2-like
Exons: 9
Coding region: 245-940 (231 amino acids)
Biological process (GO): carbon utilization
Molecular function (GO): carbonate dehydratase activity; zinc ion binding
Source: RefSeq, a predicted model, not a curated record